This is a messenger RNA of Carica papaya (papaya), 2486 nucleotides long. The record is from RefSeq and is a predicted model, not a curated record. Lineage: Eukaryota; Viridiplantae; Streptophyta; Magnoliopsida; Brassicales; Caricaceae.
AUUCUGUUUCAUCUCUUUAUGACUUUCGAAUACAGCUCACGGACAAUUUUAGAGAAGUAUCUGAAACCUGCAGUUUCUGUGGCUGAGGGUGACAAAUCCACUUCCAAAAAGUCCAUUGAAAGACAAAACCAAACUCAGUUUCACCUUGCACACUAUGCAGAUGGUUUGUUUAGGAGUUACGAGGAAAGACUUUCCUCGACUGAAUGGCAAGCUGCAAUGCAUUUAAGGAGACAAAAGAAAAUGGAGUUGGAAGCACUUAUUAGGCGCAUAAAAAGUUCAACAAAGAAAGACCAAACUGACUACUCAUUGAAAAUACAAGAGUUGCAAAAACAACUUGCAAUGGAUAAGGAAGAGGCUGAAAAGUUGCAGGAUGAUAGAGACAAUUUUCUCAACCUUGCAUUAGAGGGAUAUGAACGUUGUUUGGUGAUUGGCAACAAAUAUGACGUAAGAGUGGUUUUUCGACUGGUGUCCCUGUGGUUCGCACUCUCAUCAAGACUAAAUAUCAUAAAGAACAUGCUUAGUACAGUUGAGGAGGUUCAGUCAUAUAAGUUCAUACCAUUAGUUUACCAAAUUGCUUCAAGAAUGGGAAGCUCAAAGGACGGUGUUGGACCACAUAGCUUUCAGUUUGCUUUGAUUUCCCUUCUCAAAAAAAUGGCAAUUGAUCAUCCAUAUCACACAAUCUUUCAGCUUCUGGCUUUGGCAAAUGGUGAUCGCAUCAAGGAUAAACAGCGUAGCAGAAAUUCAUUUAUAGUAGAUAUAGACAAAAAGCUUGCAGCAGAGAAACUCUUGGAGGAAUUAUUGGCAUAUCAUGGACCUAUUAUUACACAAACAAAACAGUUGGUGGAGAUCUAUAUAAAGCUUGCAGAGCUUGAAACAAGGAGAGAGCAGGACACCAAUAAAAGGAUAACGCUACCGAGAGAAAUUAGAAGUCUUCGAGAGCUAGAACUGGUUCCCGUGAUAACAGCUACCUUUCCAGUUGAUCCUAGCUGUCAAUAUCAUGAAGGCUCAUUCCCAUAUUUCAAAGGAUUAUCAGAUUCAGUUGUGAUAAUGAAUGGUAUAAAUGCUCCAAAGGUGGUUGAAUGCCUUGGUUCUGAUGGUCACAAAUAUAAACAGCUAGCAAAAUCUGGAAAUGAUGACCUAAGACAAGAUGCUGUCAUGGAACAAUUUUUUGGUCUAGUUAACACAUUUUUGCAGAAUCAUCGGGAUACGUGGAAAAGAAGAUUAGCUGUUCGUACCUAUAAGGUUGUUCCUUUUACUCCAAGUGCUGGUGUUCUGGAAUGGGUCGAUGGCACUCUCCCGCUUGGAGAAUACCUAAUUGGAAGCAUGAGGAAUGGAGGUGCCCACCGUCGCUAUGGGACAGGAGACUGGCCAUUUCCCAAAUGUCGAGAGCACAUGGAAAAUGGAAAGGAUAAGCGCAAAAUUUUCCAGGAAGUUUGUGAGAACUUUAGGCCUGUCAUGCAUCACUUCUUUUUAGAGAGGUUCUUACAACCAGCUGAUUGGUUUGAGAAGAGACUUGCUUACACACGUAGCGUGGCAGCAAGUUCAAUGGUGGGUUAUAUUGUUGGUCUUGGAGAUCGUCAUGCCAUGAAUAUCUUAAUCGAUCAAGCCACUGCAGAAGUUGUUCACAUAGAUCUUGGUGUGGCCUUCGAACAAGGCUUGAUGUUGAAGACACCAGAGCGAGUUCCAUUCAGACUGACAAGAGAUAUAAUUGAUGGCAUGGGUGUGACUGGAGUUGAUGGUGUCUUCAGAAGAUGUUGUGAAGAAACUCUCUCUGUUAUGCGGACAAAUAAAGAAGCUCUUCUGACCAUUGUUGAAGUUUUUAUCCAUGAUCCCCUUUAUAAAUGGGCUCUAUCCCCUUUGAAGGCCUUGCAGCGGCAAAAGGAUAGCAAUGAUGAUCUGGAGACAAGCCUUGAAAGUUUACAAGAAGAAAGUGAGGGAAAUAAGGAUGCUGCACGUGCCUUGAUGCGUGUCAAACAAAAACUAGACGGAUAUGAAGAAGGAGAAAUGAGAAGUGUCCAUGGCCAGGUUCAGCAACUCAUACAAGAUGCAAUUGAUCCGGAGCGUUUAUGUCAAAUGUUUCCUGGAUGGGGAGCUUGGAUGUGAUAAAACUCAUUUUUGGAGCGAUUGCACCCUAUCUUCUUGUACAUGCGGCUUUAACAUUUUUUUCCCCAAAAAACAAAGGCUGCACAUAAAGGAUCUGGUUUGGUUGCUUGCAGUCAGAGAAUGUGUUUCGGGUGCAGUUGGUGCGAGUAUAUAAGACACAUAUUUGUGAACUAUAUGUUGUACUGUUGAUCUAUAUUGUAAAAAAUGACUCCCCAGCAUUUUAGGAGUAUUUAUCCACCUUUUGUGUGGUUACUGAUCCUUGUCGGGAUCGCUGACAAAAAGACUAUUUAGUUUUAAAAUCUUUCUUCUUCUUUUACAAAUGCAAAGUGCAAACUUCGCUCAUGGGCGGGCAAAUAUUAUUCAAGAAGAUUCUGUUCGUUAUA